GACAACAAACCGAAAGAGAAGUGAAGUUCUGUCCCUCCAGAAAGUUGUCGCUAUAGAGGGUUGAAGACAUGGAGAGCAGCAUGGAAAAGAAGCACACGGGACUCAAAGUUGUUAUAGCCGUUAUCUUAGCCAUCCUGGCAGCGAUUCUGAGUUGGGAAGAUGAUGACUUUGAGCACACGUUCAUGGAGAGAUGUCAGAAGUUUAAAGGGGCCAACUGUCACACCAUAUGGGACGCAUUUCAACAGGCCUACGUUAACAAAGAUCAUUGUGAAGUUCCCACAGAGGCUUAUGAUCCCGUCAUUGCUGCAGCUCCUAUGGAAUCUGCCUGCAACACAUUGAUGUUCUGGAGCAAGACAAAGGAUGUGGUCCAUCACUUCACUAGGAAAAACAGCUAUUUUAAGACUGUGGAAGAUGUCCUGCUGUAAUCGGUCCUGGAUAAGCAAGUCUGGUGUGGAAAGAAGGGCAGCGAUGAAAUUUUCACCACUGGUUGCCCUGGAUGGACAGAGUGUGAGAAGAGCCCUGUUCGCUCAUUUUGGAGCAGACUCUCAACUGCGUUUGCAGAUUCUGCUUGCGGGGACGUCACCGUGAUGCUAAACGGUUCGCUCCCAACACCGUUUGAUGAACGAAGUAUAUUUGCCAGUGUUGAGUUGAAGAGAUUUGAGUUUCCCAGGGUGACACACUUGACUGUUGUUCUGGUCACCCAGGAGAACUCAGAGACAGACUGCUCAAAUGAAUCUUUACAAAAAUUGGAGAAGGAGCUGCGGGACAAAGGGAUCGGUUAUAGGUGCUCGGCAGUGACUCAGUGAGUAAAAUAUGAU
Fundulus heteroclitus (mummichog) is the source of this 818-nucleotide messenger RNA. Its product is annotated as ADP-ribosyl cyclase/cyclic ADP-ribose hydrolase 1-like. NCBI's taxonomy places the organism in Eukaryota, Metazoa, Chordata, Actinopteri, Cyprinodontiformes, Fundulidae. The record is from RefSeq and is a predicted model, not a curated record. Gene Ontology annotation, molecular function: phosphorus-oxygen lyase activity; NAD+ nucleosidase activity. Gene Ontology annotation, biological process: positive regulation of B cell proliferation. Gene Ontology annotation, cellular component: plasma membrane. The transcript is spliced from 7 exons.